This is a messenger RNA of Salarias fasciatus (jewelled blenny), 3081 nucleotides long. Its product is annotated as collagen alpha-1(X) chain-like. The transcript has 9 exons. NCBI's taxonomy places the organism in Eukaryota, Metazoa, Chordata, Actinopteri, Blenniiformes, Blenniidae. Bases 1 to 3081 code for a protein of 1026 amino acids. Gene Ontology annotation, molecular function: protein binding. The record is from RefSeq and is a predicted model, not a curated record.
AUGCUUCUCCUGACGGCGUGGAGCGUUCAGGACCGAGCGAUGUUCCUGCGGUUGCUGGAACUUUGCGUCCUGUCUGCCGUGCUCUCCGCCGUCAGCGGCGAGGACGGCGAGGACGCCACGGUCUCUCCGGAAGCCCACACCCUGCCCAGCUGGUACGGAGGGAACGGGGAGGCCUUCAGCGUCGACCCGGACUCCCAGAAGCUGCCUCGGCUGCGCAGUCCGGUCGGCCAGGAUUUCCUGGUUGACCCCAACACCUUCUUCAAUUCCUCCGAGCUCCCGUCUGACGGGUCUGAAGAGUCGGGGUUUCCCGAUGACCCCGACCACGUGGUGCAGAUGUGGCCCCCUGCUGGGAACAUGACCAAAACUGACAACAAGCAUCGGAUGUUUGACGGCCCGGCGAUCGCCCCGCCCCCUGAGGACGACGUCUGUCUCAUGCUGAUGAGCGCGCCGGUCCCGCCGCCGCCGUCCCAGGUCCCUCUGCCCUGCAUCUGCAAGUACUGCAAAGGAACGGCGGGCCAGAGGGGGCAGCGUGGAGACCGAGGCCGUCCGGGUUCUCCUGGGAGCCUCGGGAGGAGAGGACCGACAGGGUUCAAAGGUCGCCGAGGAUUCACAGGCCUGCCGGGGAUUAAAGGUCAGAAGGGGGACGUCGGACAGGAAGGACAGAGCGGCACGCCCGGCUCCGUGGGGUCGAAGGGAGAGCGAGGAUUCAAAGGAGAGAAGGGCGAUCAAGGCCUGACGGGGGGCCCAGGAGCACAGGGCCCACAGGGAGAGACCGGCGUAUGUCCUGCCUCCUGUCAGACUGUCCCGGGAAGACCAGGCCCACAGGGCUUACCUGGACCCGCCGGAGGUCAAGGCCUGCCAGGGGUGAAGGGCCUUACGGGAUCCAAGGGUGUGAAGGGAAUUAAGGGUGACCCCGGUAGAACGGGUGACCCCGGAAUGACUGGUGAGAAAGGUGAUCAAGGCGAGCAGGGUGUGUGUGAGUGCACGGACGGAAGAGACGGGACUGAUGGACAACUGGGACCGAAGGGGGACAAAGGGGACAAGGGGGCCACUGGUGCUCAGGGCGCUCAGGGCACCGCGGGGGUGAAGGGGGACAGGGGUGAUCUGGGCUUCCGGGGGCCUCCCGGUCCGUGCAUGUCUCCGGUCCGGUCUGCGUUCUGUGCCAGCCUCCGCGACUCGUUUCCUCGGAGGGACUGGCCCGUGGCGUUCCCCAGAGUCCUCACCAACCGGCAGGGACACUUCAACGCCUCGCUGGGCGUCUACACCGCCCCGGCCAACGGCUCCUACGUCUUCUCCUUCCACCUCGCCGUGGCCGCCAAGCCGCUGAAGGUCGGCAUCUUCCUCAACUUCCAGCCCGUACUGAAGAAGACGGAGGCGAACUACCCGACCACCGUGAGCCAGAGCGUCGUCCUGCGCCUGAGGACGGGGGACCGGGUGUGGCUGCAGGUGAAGGACGAGCAGACCAACGGCCUGUUCAGCGGCCCUGAGAGCACCAGCACGUUUUUAGGGUACCUCCUGCACCCCGACUCCUGUCAAUUACCCCUCGGUCGAGAUUUUGUACACCUGGAACCGCCUGGCAGCGGAGGGUACUCCUGGGACGGCCCCCCGCCCACCACGGCCCCUCCAACGUCGAGGCUGCUCAUCCUGUCCUCUCUCUGCUCUCUCGGGUUGCUAACAAGCGCCGCCGAAUACCAGUUCAGUGAGGACGGCUCCACGUAUGACUUCCGACGGUCCCGGGAGCCGGGCUCGGCCGAGGAGGGCUCCUGGGACCCGGACUGGGAGCCGCCCGGCAGGAACAGGUCUCCUCUCUCUCCUCCGUGGGACAACCACACCUCCAACUACCCCCCCAGCACUGACCUCCAGCAGAGGUUCUGCCACAUGCUGAUGAACGCCCCGGAGCCGCCGCCGGUCAGCCAGCUACCCUUCUUCUGCAUCUGCUCCUUCUGUAAAGGAACUCUGGGAGCAAAAGGAAGCCGUGGAGACCGAGGCCUUCCAGGUGUUCCUGGGAGUCCUGGUCCAAGAGGAAAGGUGGGGUUCAAAGGUCAACGAGGAUUCAUGGGUCCUCAAGGCAUUAAAGGCCAGAAGGGAGACCAGGGGGAGAAAGGGCAGCUGGGUAAAAAUGGCCUCAUUGGGCCAAAAGGCAUGCGAGGAAUAAAAGGAGAGAAGGGCGAUCAAGGAUCAAUGGGCGUCCAAGGCCCACAGGGGCCCCAGGGAGAGACCGGCAUAUGUCCUGCCUCCUGUCGGAAUGUCCCCGGAGCGCCAGGCCCACAGGGCCCGCCUGGACCCGCUGGAGGUCGGGGCCUGCCAGGGCUGAAGGGACUUAUGGGAUCCAAGGGCAUGAAGGGGGCUAAGGGCGAUCUGGGUAGAACGGGUGACCCUGGCAUGACUGGAGAGAAAGGCGAUCGAGGCGAGCAGGGUAUGUGUGAGUGCACGGACGGAAGAGACGGGACUGAUGGACAACAGGGACAGAAGGGGGACAAAGGGGACCAGGGGGCCACUGGUGCUCAGGGCGCUCAGGGCACCGCGGGGGUGCAGGGCAGUAAGGGGGAGCUGGGUUUCCGGGGGCCUCCCGGUCCCUGCUCCCCGGCCGUCCAGUCGGCGUUCAGCGCUCGUCUCAACGAGUCGUUUCCUCGGAGAGACUGGCCCGUGGCGUUCCACACGGUCCUGUCCAACCAGCAGAGACACUUCGAGGCGUCCAUGGGGACGUACACGGCGCCGGUCAACGGCUCCUACGUCUUCUCCUUCCACCUGUCCGUGGCCGGCAAGCCGCUGAAGGUUGGCCUGUUCGUCAACCACCAGCCGGUCUUCAAGCUGACCGAGGUGCACAUCCCCACCACCACCAGCCACCAGGUGGCGCUGCACCUGCGGGCAGGCGACCGGGCGUGGCUGCAGGUGAAGGACGAGCAGACCAACGGCAUGUACAGCAGCCGCGAGAGCGCCAGCACCUUCUCAGGGUUUCUGCUCUACCCCGACUCCUGCGAGUUCCGGAUCGGCCGAGAUUUUGUACAUUCUGAACCACCUCGGAGCGGAGGGUACUCCUGGGACGGCCCCCAGCCCACCACGGCCCCCCCGGCUAAUUAG